UCCCUAGGCAGACAGCGAGGUUGAAACGAGGCGGCAACUGAGGCGACAUGAGAUGCUACGGAAUCAAUGUCAGAUCUUCUCCCGGGUGGGGAAAUAUAACCAUCUUUCGGGUUUGCGAGAAUAAGGAACACCAUCUCAAUCUGUAUGGGACGGCCCCGACUCGAUCUCUCUGUCCAUAUGCCUGUCUCUCUCCGUGCGUCUGAUGCAGGCAUCAUGGCCGCCGUUGCAUGAGAAGGCAGCGGCAAGACGAGGAUUUCAGAAUCGACCCCCCCCAGCGCUUCGUCGAGGUUCCACGGAAGACAGUAACGGGUCUAGUUCCGGUGGUGGCCAAGACCUUCUCGUGCGCCCGAUCAGAGAUGCCAAUAUUACUAUCCGUAUGUAUGGGGGAAUCGACGUCAGGGGUGGCCGGCCGAUGGGCAGAAAGCUUGAAAAGGGGCAUGAGAUGCCCAGGAGUCCCAAGCCUUUCUGACAAGACGUCUUGGCGAGGCGAAGCUUUUGGCAGAGUAGUAGUCCCGAAGGUAGCCAAGCCGGCAACGAGGACCGCUGUUGCAGCGAGCAGAGUGGUGAAACACACAGACGGAUGGGGGAGGGAGGCCUGCAUCUACACCUACCUACUACCACGUACUCUACGCUACGACCUUGGGAUGGAGGUAUGUGUCAGCAGGGCGGGAAGGAGACCAGGCAGGCCGAGGUGAAGGGUCUACCGAAGGAGACGUCUUGGCAACUUGG
Messenger RNA from Colletotrichum navitas, 729 nucleotides. RefSeq lists its product as uncharacterized. NCBI's taxonomy places the organism in Eukaryota, Fungi, Ascomycota, Sordariomycetes, Glomerellales, Glomerellaceae. The transcript has a single exon. The coding region runs from base 228 to 695 and encodes 155 amino acids. The record is from RefSeq and is a predicted model, not a curated record.